This is a messenger RNA of Halteromyces radiatus, 384 nucleotides long. RefSeq lists its product as uncharacterized. The record is from RefSeq and is a predicted model, not a curated record. The transcript has a single exon. Lineage: Eukaryota; Fungi; Mucoromycota; Mucoromycetes; Mucorales; Cunninghamellaceae. The coding region runs from base 1 to 384 and encodes 127 amino acids.
AUGUAUUUAAAUAGGUUUUUAUUCUUACUCAUCUUGUUUACCGUUCUUCUUUACGAAUGCUUAUUUGUGGAGGCAGGGUAUAACCUAAACUGUUUAGCUGGAUUAGGAGAUUUUUUCGUCAAGGACAUUGCUAGAUGUAAAGAUGUGGCCUGUGUGCAAGAACGAUAUAAGAGGUUUAUCUCGGACACGAAGUUUUGCAGGAAAUAUGAAUAUAAGCUGUGUUACCAAGUACCAAACGAGCGAGUUGGUGAUACCUGUACAUCACAGGAUGGCCCUCAAUUCUUGAAUUUGCAAGACUGUGAAUCGAGUCCAGAUAACCGUGUAUAUAUAAAGAAAAAAUGCACACCUAUUGGCAAUAAUUGCCAUAGAAUAAUGUGUCUUUGA